AGGCGCUUUGAGUUUAUUUGUAACGCUUACACCGAAUGCUCUCUCGAUUUGUGCACUAAGGACCGGCACACGCAAACACACAAACACACAAGCUGCAAAACAGGCAAAAAAAUGUCUGGUCUUAACAAAUUUCAAGACAGCGAGGCUUGGCGUCAGAAACUGCGUGAUCACCUUCUGGCCAAUCGAGUACCUAAAAAAUCUGCACAAAUGGAAUCUAAGGAACAGCGCUACAGCCUGGAUAUUGAUGAGGACCUGAAGAAAUUGUUGGAGGCGAGAAAGUUAAAGAAGGAGCAGCAGCAGAAGCAGGCGGAAGCUGCAACCACAAUCAAUAUGGGUGACGACACCAUAUACGAAUCCAUGGCCACUGGAGAUGCUUCGGAACAUGGUGAUGACAGUUUUGAUGCCUUUGAACGCAUGUGCGAUAAGACGGCAUCCGAUCCUGAUAGCACCCUGUUUCAGUACCUGCACAGUGAGGACAAAAAACAUGUUCUUGCCAUGGCCAAGGAGAAUAGCGGCAUACGUGAUCUCAGCGGUGAAGACACUGCCCAGAAGGAGAUUGAGUUCUUGCGUCGCAUGUUGGAGCAGAUCGGCUCUGAGGAUCACUUGGACAACGAGAGUCCGGUCAAGGGAGUGGAAUGCACACAGCUUGAGGACGUUGAGGCACCCUCACGUUUUUGGGAUAGUGACCAGACACUGGCCUGCAGUGAGGACUCCAAUCCAGAGCCAAAGGCAAAAAAGAAUGUCUCGCCCGUAAAGAUGGUGGGUCUGCUGCGCCCCUCGACCAUAAUCGAGGCCUAUGAGCAGGAAUCUGAUGUGUCGUCACACGUGAGUUUCCAGAGUGCUCAAACCCAGAAGACAAAUGUGUCCAGCUCCUAUGAAACGGCCACAGAGUCUAGUUCCAUAGGUGGAACUCUUCUCAACGUCGAUGACCUGUUCUAUGCGGCAAUUAAGAAAGCCAAACCGCUCAACAUGUCCAAGGAAGAAGAGCGCGAGCUGCUGGGUGAUUUGCAUGGCAGCUUAAUAGAGCUGGCGUCUCCCUCCAAAAAUGAUGAUGAAUCGGAUGAUGUUGAGAAUACAAUAAUUGAAUUAUCAUCGUCCGACGAGGAGGAGGGCAUUUCUAACGAUAAAGCGCCUAUUUUUGAUAUUAAGGAAGAGGCAUUCGCGGAUGAAGCAGAAGAAAACAAAGAGAACUCGAUGCAUUUCAAUGAUACAAUCGAGGAAAUUCAGUAUAUGAUGCAAAAAGGAUUGGAGUACAUUGCUGCCGCUGCUCCAGUUCCAGCAACCGUAGCCAAACCCAAGAGCCCAGUUCUUCAGAAACAGAAUACAUUUGAUAUGUCACCCAAGCGUUUGCUCAAGACUGCUGCCACCGAAUUUCUGCAGCGGCCUGUGCCUCUACGCAGCAAUAACAAGCCGCAAAAUGUGAUGCAGUCGCCGAGUAAAAGCAAAAUACCACCUCGCUAUGACAUUAAUAUGCAUGUGAAAAAGACUCCACAUACCUUCUUAAACACACCAUCGGGCAUUCCCCAGCGUCGUCAGCGCCAAUUGAAGCAGCCCUAUGAUGACAUUAUUAGUCCCAUUCGCACAUACACUCAAAUGUCUGGUACGACACCGCUGAUGAGUACUUUCCGUCAGACCAGCACAGAUGUCUUUAGCACUUUGGCCAUUACUGAACUGGAACAGGAGUCCCGUUUGCUGCAGCCUGCUGCUUCCACUUCGGCGGGAAUACGCAACGAACUGGACAUCGUAUCCGCAUCUCAACUACUGCCCAAAAAGGCGUACAUAUCUUCAGAGCUACAGCACGUGAUCGAUGAACGCACGCCCAUACCGAUGCCCAAUGUGCAGAAAAUUCAAAAGUAUUUGAACACGGCCGUUGAGCCAAAAGUAUUCCGUCAUGAUGGUAAAAUGAAGCUACCUAGUGAUGCCCCCGUAUCGCACAUUCCACGCCCUGCCAAUGAAAGUUUGGCCGAUCUGUCGCUCGCCUCCGGCGACAUCUCCAUGUAUACCCUUCGAGAUGCUCAGCAAUUUUCGAGCAAAUAAGAAAUAUCUGAAUGUUGCAUCAAAAAUAAAUGUAUUGUGUAACUAUUUCUAGUAAA
Molecule: messenger RNA, 2093 nt
Organism: Drosophila persimilis
Lineage: Eukaryota; Metazoa; Arthropoda; Insecta; Diptera; Drosophilidae
Gene: sip2
Exons: 4
Coding region: 112-2037 (641 amino acids)
Source: RefSeq, a predicted model, not a curated record